Photinus pyralis (common eastern firefly) is the source of this 2012-nucleotide messenger RNA. RefSeq names its product nucleolar protein 58. The record is from RefSeq and is a predicted model, not a curated record. Gene Ontology annotation, molecular function: snoRNA binding. The transcript is spliced from 4 exons. Bases 117 to 1856 code for a protein of 579 amino acids. Gene Ontology annotation, cellular component: box C/D methylation guide snoRNP complex; small-subunit processome. Lineage: Eukaryota; Metazoa; Arthropoda; Insecta; Coleoptera; Lampyridae.
UACACACGUGACACGUCCCUAACCUUACAAAAUGAUAUUGAUAGCGUUGUUUUGAUAGCAUGUGAAUUUCUCAAAACAAAUAUUUAAUUAGGGCUGUAUUAGCAAAACGUGAAACCAUGUUGGUGCUAUUUGAGACACCUGCGGGUUAUGCCAUAUUUAAGCUUUUGGAUGCGAAGAAGCUUAAGGAAACCGAUAAUUUAUACAAUGACUUCGAAACACCAGAAGCAGCCAGUAAAAUAGUGAAAUUGAAGCACUUUGAGAAAUUCACAGACACAACCGAAGCGUUGGCGGCAACCACAGCGGCAGUUGAGGGGAAACUUUCGAAGAGUCUCAAGAAGGUGCUGAAGCAAGUGAUAAGUAAAGACGUGCAAGAUCAGCUAUUGGUUGCCGACUCAAAAUUAGGAAACGCCAUAAAGGAUAAAUUUAGUCUGCAAUGUGUAUCAAAUACUGCCGUACAAGAACUGAUGCGAUGCAUACGCUCACAAUCGGACAGCUUAAUAGCUGGACUGCCAAAGAAGGAGAUGACGGCAAUGGCCUUAGGGUUAGCCCAUUCCCUUUCGAGAUACAAACUAAAGUUCUCGCCCGAUAAAAUAGAUACCAUGAUAAUUCAAGCGGUAUCUCUAUUAGACGAUUUGGACAAAGAACUCAAUAAUUACAUCAUGCGAUGCAGAGAAUGGUACGGCUGGCAUUUUCCAGAAUUGGGAAAGAUAAUCACGGAUAACACUGCCUUUGUAAAAAUAGUAAAAAUCCUAGGCACUCGUGACAACGCUGCCACUUCAGAUUUGUCGGAUGUUCUCAAUGAAGAACUGGAAGAGCAGGUCAAGGAAGCCGCGGAAAUAUCGAUGGGUACCGAGAUUUCAGAGGAGGACAUAAUAAAUAUUCAAAAUUUGUGCGAUCAGGUCAUCGAAAUUACGAGCUACCGAACGCAGCUGUACGAUUAUUUGAAAGCUCGCAUGCUCGCAAUGGCACCAAAUUUAUCGAUUUUAGUGGGUGAUCUAGUGGGCGCGCGGUUGAUUUCGCAUGCCGGUUCAUUGAUAAAUUUAGCCAAGCACCCCGCAUCUACCGUGCAAAUAUUGGGAGCAGAGAAGGCACUUUUUAGGGCCUUGAAAGCGAAAAAGGACACCCCUAAGUAUGGUCUGAUUUAUCAUGCGCAAUUAAUCGGGCAGGCCAGUUUGAAGAAUAAGGGUAAAAUGUCGCGAAUGCUUGCUGCGAAGGCAGCGCUUGCGACUCGUUACGAUGCCCUGGGUGAAGACGGGACCAGUUUCGAUUUGGGGGCGGAACACAAGGCAAAGUUAGAAGCUCGACUUCGAAUUUUGGAGGAGGGGAAUAUCAAGCGAAUUAGUGGAACUGGUAAAGCUAAGGCAAAAUUCCAAAAGUACCAGGGUGUUAGUGAAAUCAAAACUUAUCCUACGGCCGCUGACUCUACACUGAAAAGAAAACGUUCGGAGUCGUCAGAUCCUGUUACCGAAGAAGCGCAAGCAGAAACGUCAGUUACCCCAAAGCAGAAAAAGAAAAAAUCCAAGAAGGAAUCAAACGCGGAAGAAGGCAAGGUUAAGGAUGAGCCAGCUGAAGAAGUCCAACCUAUCACACCAAAGCAGAAGAAAAAGAAAUCUAAAGAGCAAGUUACUGUGAAAGAGGAAGCAGAAGAUGAAACGAAGAUUAAAGUAGAAGAGGGAAGUGAAGAAGCACAAGUGACUAAAAAGAAGAAAAAGAAAAAUAAGCAAGGUGAAGGGAUGGACGCAUCCACAUCUGCGGUAGUAGAGCAAGAGAUUAAGGAAGAGCCACAAGAUACAUCGGUUAGCGAAAAGAAGAAAAAGAAGAAGAAGAAACAUAAGACAGAAGAUGCUGCGGAAUAAUUUUGUUUAAGUUUGAGUACAGAUGUAAGUUUAAUAAACAUUGAUGUAGACAUAAGAAAUAAUAUCCAUUUAGUUUAUUACGAAUAUAAAUUUGUAAUUAAUUUUUUAUUUCAAGGGGAAGUAACGUAAGCAUAAAUAUAUGUUGCUAUUUUCUGA